Oryctolagus cuniculus (rabbit) is the source of this 12600-nucleotide messenger RNA. The record is from RefSeq and is a predicted model, not a curated record. Lineage: Eukaryota; Metazoa; Chordata; Mammalia; Lagomorpha; Leporidae.
CGGGGUAAGCGCUGGACUAGCCCCGACCCAAUUUCUGAUGCGCCCUCACGUUAACACUGGUAAGAAACAGGCAGCUCUUCCCCAAGAAGCGGGAUGGCAUUUCUCGGCAUCUGUGGGAAGGGGGCCCGGGACAAAUCAGGCCAAGAGGCGGCGCAUUCCGCCAGGCAUCGGCACACGUGUCCCCCUACCCCGGCGCCCCGGCCCGCCCCCGCGCUCCGCCCCAUCCAGAUCUAGCCGGGUCCGCCAACGCUCGCGAGAAUCCGCUCGGCUGCUACGCUUGCCACGUUCCAAAGGACCGAGACAGCCUGGAAAGCUGAAGGCGGCUCGAGCUCACAGGCUGCGGCGCCGCGCCAGAACAGCUCCAAGUCUGCAGGGGGCGGGCAAGCGCGGCAGGGUCCGGCCCCCUCAUAGUGGCGCUUGCGAUUGGCUCGUAGCCGUCGUCACUCAACUUCUGUGGGCGGGCCGAGGCCGGGCGGGGGCGUGGCCGAGGGGCGGGGAAGCCGCGCGCGCUCGCCUCCGUAGGGAGUCACAGGUUCGGCGCACGCGAGGGCCUGGCGCGCGCAACCUGCACGCGGGCGAAAGUCCUCGGAGGCGCGGCGGGAGGUGCGGAGGCACUGACGCUGCUGCAGGAGCCCCGGCCCGCGCCGAUCCAGCGCCCGCUGCCGUCGGCCGCCCCCCAAGAUUCCCCAACACUGAGGAAGACUCCCCCUUCCUCGCCCCCAGUCCUCGCCAGCCCCCGCGGAACGCGCCAUGGCCCCGCGCAAGAAUGCCAAGGGCGGCGGCGGCGGCUUCACCACCACGAGCAGCAGCAGCAGCAGCGGCUCCAGCAGCAGCGGCGGCGGCGGCGGCACGAGCACUAGCAGCAGCAUCGGCAGCUGCAGCACCAGCACUCGGAGAGAUUGAGGUGGAGGCCCUGGGAACAUGGUGGGUGAGUGGAGAUGAACCAGCACCACAGUUACUAGAGCCAAAGCAUGGACACAGGAAUGGGAGGAAAGGAGGACUCUCGGGAAGCUCAUUUUUCACAUGGUUUAUGGUCAUCGCAUUGCUGGGAGUCUGGACAUCAGUAGCUGUCGUUUGGUUUGAACUUGUUGAUUAUGAGGAAGUGCUAGCCAAAGCAAAGGACUUCCGUUAUAACUUGUCAGAGGUACUUCAAGGAAAACUAGGAGUCUAUGACGCUGAUGGUGAUGGAGAUUUUGAUGUGGAUGAUGCCAAAGCUUUAUUAGAAGAACCUGGUGGGGUAGCCAAGAGAAAAACCAAGGCUAAAGUCAAAGAACUCAUUAAAGAAGAGCUCAAGAAGGGAAAAGAGAAACCUGAAUCAAGGAGGGAAAGCAAGCAUGAGGAGCGAAAAAGGGGGAAGAAAGAAAAAGAAGACAGCCGGAAGGGUGGGAAAAUUGCUGCUUCCGAUGUGUCCCGGAGAGAGUCUCCCGCCGGCAAAAAGAGCAAAGAAAAGGAGAAAGCGGAAAGUGCCAAGACCAAGGAAAACAGGAAAAAGUCAACACCAACAAAGGAUCUUUCGAGUAAAAUGGCACCCAGAGACACGGAUGACAGAAAGGAAAGCCGAAGUUCUACCAGACUCACAACCUUGGCAAAGGGAAAUAGCCACAAGAGAAAGAACUAACGCUCUGACGUCAUCCCAGGAAAUGGUGGUAUUCUUAAUCGUGAUUGGCCGCAAAAACGGGCCUCAAAAAGGUAGCCUUGCCCAGGUUGGAAAAGACAUGUAAAUUAGUCCUGGAAUGUAUUUAUUGGUGCUCAGCAGGUACAUUCUUUGAAAUUUAAAUAUAAUGUCUCAUGCUUCUAAAUUAAAAAAUUGAAGCUUUUAAAAUGUAUGUCAACAUUUGUAAUAAUUUGUUUUUAAUUUAUUGAUCAUGAAUUGAUACACGUGUUGUAUAAUAUGAAUGAUAAUGGAUCUGUUAGUAUAUUGAUUUGAAUGCCUUCAUCGGGGCUAAACAAAUAAGAAAAAAGUAUUAGUGUUUGAAAUAGUUGUGUCUCUGCCCAUGACUUCCAAGUUUGCUGAAUGUUCCUGUGGACAGGAAAGGCAACUUCUUUCUGCUGGCCCUUUGUGUCCCUUCCUCCUUUGCUUUUCUACUUCUGCCUCUUUUCCUCCCUCCCUCUCUCCUCCCCUCCCCAGCUCUUUUGUGGGCACCCCACAACCCCACCCUGUUUAUGAACCCCAACCCACCAACCUGCUUAUGGCCUCCUCCCUCUUCCCCCAUUCCUCCAGACCCUGGCUCCUCCUGUUCUUUCAAGGCCCCACUUCCUCUUGCAUUUCCUGGGUUCUCUCCCUGCCCACUCCACCUCUUUUAAGUCUGAUCUCUUCUCCCUCAGUCUCUUUCUGUCUCCUUUACCUCUUUUCCCACCCCUGUAUGCCACCUCACUCCUCACUGCUCCUCAACUAUUCUUCCCUUUGUGACCACUUCCCUCCCUUCUCUCUGUCUUCCAACAAAUAUUUACCAUGAGCCAGAUACACUGAUCUGAGAAACCCGAAUGUAGUCAUGAAUACAAGAGAAAAUUCUAUUUAUAAGCACAAUUUCAGAACACUUUAUUCGUGGUAUCUUUACAGACACAGUAUAGUUAUAGAAAGGCUUUAAUUAUUUCAAAUUAGGGCAUCCUUACAUUUUAUAUCACCAUUUUUUCAUUGUUAUUCUUGUAUAGAAUCUAUAUUUCAUAUUUGUAUCAUAAUUUUUUAUCAUUUCUUAAUAAUUGAAAAUUUGAGAUCUAAAUAGAGAUCAGAAUUUCAGCUCAUUGAAAACAUGUAAUAAGUGAAAUUUCACUAAGAAGUGUAUUUCUGCAAGUGGUUUUAGUGUUUGUGCAUGAAGUUUUUUGUUUUUUUUUUUUUUUUUUUUUUUUUUUUUUUUUUUUUGACAGGCAGAGUGGACAGUGAGAGACAGAGGGUCUUCCUUUGCCAUUGGUUCACCCUCCAAUGGCCGCCGCGGCCGGCACGCUGCGGCCUGCGCACUGCGCUGAUCUGAAGGCUGGAGCCAGGUGCUUCUCCUGGUCUCCCAUGGGGUGCAGGGCCCAAGGACUUGGGCCAUCCUCCACUGCACUCCCUGGCCACAGCAGAGAGCUGACCUGGAAGAGGGGCAACCGUGACAGAAUCCGGCGCCCCGACCGGGACUAGAACCUGGUGUGCCGGCGCCGCUAGGUGGAGGAUUAGCCUAUUGAGCCGUGGUGCCGGCCCUGUGCAUGAAGUUUUUAAUUGUGACAUGAAAUGCAGCUGACAUUGAGAGCAACCUGUUUAUUAUAACAGAAUUGAAAAUGCCCCAAAUAUUUUAUUUUUAUAAAAUAGCUUUUAAUGUUUUCUAUGAAGAGCUUAAAGAUCCAGUUUUUGACCUCAUCAAAGGUACUUAAGCAAAAAUGAGUAAAUUUCAAGUAUUACUUAAUAGCACUGUACACCUUUUACUGACUGAAAUCAAAUAUUUAGACAUGGUUGACAAAUCCAACUUACACAAUAGAAUUCAAACUGGAAAUCCUAGAGAAUAUGUAACCCAAUACCUUCAUCUAAUCUAAUCCUGUUGUUUUAUUGGGUAAAAACUGAGGCUCAAAUUGUAACAUUCGUGACCAGUCAGGAUUUUGCUGUUGUUAUUAUUGAUUCCAAUAAAACAGUGAAUCGGAAGUAAGUUUUAUGGCUCCUUUGGUUGACAAACACAGGGGUCCUGACCUCAGGCAAAUAGAUCCGAAGUCCAGCCCUGUAAUCAGAACUCUCUUGCUCCUUAGCUCUCUUCCCAAGUGUUGGCUCUGCUGGCUUCUGCCCGGCUUUACUGUGUAUGGAGAUUCUACCACUUCCUGAACAGGACAUUCUCAGCACCAGCCAUAUCUUUCCAGCUUCUCCACCCUCCUGUAAGGAGGCGGUUUUCUGGGAGUGCCAUAGUGGAGAAGUCAAGAAUUCUGCCUGGCCUGGUUAGGCCUGGUGAGUGCCCAUGACCCUUAUGUUAGCUGGGGAGUUAGACUUCCCAGCCUUGUUCUGGUGGUGGAGAUUGAGUGGGUGACAACCCAAACUGCAGAAGAAGGGUUCCUGGGACAAGAAGAGGGAGACGGUGACUGAGAAAUGGAUGGAACAGCAGAGCAAAACCGAUUCACACCACACGUAUACAAACCACAAAAUUUUCAAAAUUCAUCCUGAUCUUUGAUCUUGCUGCUGAGAUAAAUGGGUUGAUUUUAUUUAUGGGUGAAAUUUUCAGAGCUACUCUCUCUUUUUACAGGCUUUUUUUUUUCUCACAUUAGAGCAGAGAAUUAUAUUUAAUGAGGGCAAUUUGAGUAGUUUUCAUCAUGGUAUUUGAAAGACAGGCUAUGGAGCAGAAAGUAGCUAAGUCCUAAGUCUAAGCAAAUGAGUGAAGACAUUUUAGAAUACCCUGAUCGGCAUGAGCACAUAGGUAUUAUCUGUUGUUCAGUCAAACACUUUGAAACCUUACGGUUUCAUCAUUUCCUUUGCCUAUCAGGACAAGAAUCAAAACAUCUCUGUUUGAAUGUUUCAGAAUAUUUCAGGAGCACUUGAGAUCAAGAACCUGAUUGGUUUCUUCUUUCCAUUUUCUUUUUCUCCCCCUCCCCCACUUUUUUUUUUCUUCAGUAAAUAAAAGGCUUAAACAAUUCAUUUGAAAUUGAGGACACACAAACUGCAUUGGCACUUAAGAUUCAACUAAAAACUUAGUAGGAGGUAAACUUUCAUCCUGAUUAAUGAGUCAAAAACAUGUUUGCGUCUUAGUUUUACACUACCUUGUAUUCUCUAGGAAGAUAUUUCUCUGUUAUUCAGUUUGCAUUGUUACCUAAUUAUAAUUAAAACCAGAAAGGUUAUUCUUUUAAAAUAAGCCAACUGAUGACAAAGACAAAAAUUUUGUAAUAGUAAUAGUAGGGACUCAGAAGAAAUUUUGAGGAAAACCUGAGAAGUAAAAAUUAAAUAUUCAGAAUAUAAGUUUAUUUCCUUAUAUCAACAAUGUUUUGUUUUAAUUUACAGUAUAAUACUUUGAAUUUUGAAAAAUUGUGUUAUCACAAUUUCCCUUAAACCUUAUGAUAACAUUUCACAUUUGAAUAGCCUAAUUGCCAUGAAGGUCAUUAGACUUAUGAAAAUGGUUAAUCACCUGUAAGCUUUGUUGAGAAUCUUUUUUAUCUGUUACUGUUCACAUCACUUUCUUUGAUAUCAUUGAUUUGUAUCAAUUUCUUUAGAGCAUCUUUUUUUUUUCUUUCUUGUCUAACCUUUGUGUUUUCCUUUACUUUGUGCAUGAAUCUUAAUUAUUUCUAAUAGGACUUAUAAUCAACUUCUUGAAAUUCUACCUUUUAAAAAUAUUCAUUAUUUAUUCAUUUGAGAGAGAAAGACUAUUCCUGUCCAUUGGUUCACUCCCCAAAUGCCCACAACAGCUGACUGGAGCAUGCUGAAGGAAGGAGCCAGGAGCUCAAUCCAAGUCUUCAUGUGGGUGGCAGGAACCCAAUUACUUGAGCCAUCACCACUGCCUCCCAGGAUCUGCUUUAGCAAGAGCCAGAUCUAGCAGCAAACCCAGGCAAGGUCUAAUCAUUAGGUCAGACUCCCCUCUCCCUUCCCUUUCUUACACAGGAUUUUCAGUUUUACUUUAUGGAUGGCUUGUGUUGUGUACAGAUGAUCCUGUGAACAUUAAACAGUGAGGAGAGAGACUGGUAGAGAAAUAGAUGUAAAUCAGUCUACAUGAAUACUGGGGAGAAUGACUUGAAUUAAAGAAGUGUAGAGUUCAUUGAUCAGACUUUGUACUAUUUAGAGGUUCUCAUAAUGAUUUCUUGGAUAAUAAAUAUUAUCUCUAGAAAUAGUUCUGUUAAAAAGAGUGGAAGUCAGAAAGUAUGACUUUUUUUUUUUUUUGACAGGCAGAGUGGACAGUGAGAGAGAGAGACAGAGAGAAAGGUCUUCCUUUUGCCGUUGGUUCCCCCUCCAAUGGCCGGCGCGGCCGGGCGCUUCGGGCGGCCCGCCGCGGCCAACGCACCGCGCCGAUCCGAUGGCAGGAGCCAGGAGCCAGGUGCUUUUUCCUGGUCUCCCAUGGGGUGCAGGGCCCAAGCACCUGGGCCAUCCUCCACUGCACUCCCUGGCCACAGCAGAGGGCUGGCCUGGAAGAGGGGCAACCAGGAUUGAAUCCGGCGCCCCGACCGGGACUAGAACCCGGUGUGCCGGUGCCGCUAGGCGGAGGAUUAGCCUAGUGAGCCGCGGCGCCGGCCCCAGAAAGUAUGACUUUUAAUUUUAUGUGUUUUAAGAUAACUGUGACUUAGUCAUCUGUGAAAUGUGUCUGAUGGUUUAAGCUAUGUCUCGUGACUUUGCUUCCUUUCUUUUUUGUCCUCAAAUAUUCCUUCCCCUCCUCAUAUCUUUGGUUAUUUAGAUUUGGUUACUCAGAAUAUUUCGCUGUAAAGUGUAUGUUGGAGUUGGGGUUUCUGUCAUUUUUAUGCAGACAUUAACACCUGUCACUCAAGAUGUCUGUAAGAUGCACCUGAUGCUGCAUAUCUAUGAGCAACUGGCACUUCAUGAUGCCUCAACUUCCCUUUUGCCUCAACACAAUAAUGGUAAUUAAAUGGCUAAGAAAUUGGAAUCACUAAAAUUGGAAUCGCUACCUCUACCUUUGUCAACAGGUUGUGAGGUCUACCUCCCUCCCUUGUCCUUUGGAACAAAUUUAUCUGUGAAGUGGAUAUACUGGAUGUGGAUCUGUUCUCCUGAGAUGAUAGAGCAAAUGAAAGUACUUAUAAAUCUUAACCAGGCCUAAAGCCAUAGGAAUGGUUAACUUUAGAGAACACUGCACACCAUGGAAACACACGUUAGGAAAUCUAAGGGCUCGAAUGACAUUUAAGACAUUGCAAACUCUAAUCGUAAGUAUAGGGAAACAUGGAGAAGUUUCAUAACCAGCCAACUUAUGAAAAAAAAUUUUUAAGUUUGUUUGUAUUCAAAACACAUAUUCCCAUAGAAGCAAGUUGGUGGUUUUCAGAGGUUUUAUACUCCAGUGUGCAAAAGUCCAUUUGGUCCCUAAACCCCAGUCCUGCCAGUUUCCAUGUAACUGUUUCUAUGGAAAAAGACAUCUGACUUUCUCAGGAAAUUAGGAGCAUAUUUAACAGAUUUACUUUCAGGUAUUCCCCAGAACCUUUUGGAAACUUGUGUUAAAUCCAUUCAAAUUAGCUUAUGUGGAGAAGACAUUGAUUGCCUCAUGUAGUUGUAAAGCCCAGAUUGUCAUUGAGUUUUACUGAUCUAGGAAGGCAAGCGGUGCUCUGAAGCCCUCUGUCCACUCUGGACUCUAUCAGAGUGCUGGCUUCCUUGGAGGCAGAGCCCCACAUGCUCAUCUUUCAUUCUUAAUUCUUAUGGGGGUGUGGAUCACAAGGCCUGGGUCAUGCAAGUGUCCACUUGUUAAAACUGUUGAAUGAAAGAAAAUCAUUCCACAGAAGAAAACUGCUGUACUGUUCUCAAAAGAAGUGGGGUGAAUGGAGAGGUGUAGAGCAAGCUAACACAGUGCUUAUGCACAGUUCUUCAUCUGCACUAAAAGCAGCCAGAUCACAGAGUUUGUUUUCAAAACAACUUUAGCCAGUACCACCUGCUACUCCCUCUGCCCAGCUCUGUGUGCUGGGCUCCUCUGCACCUCCUUUAGGACCCAGCCUGGUGGUCAUGUCUGCACUCAGAUGUCCCCGACACUCCAGGGGGCUGCAUCUGCAUGCCUCAGUUACCACACUCAUCACCCUGCUUCAUCCUUGGGUUCUGCUGCCAGACUGAAUUGACUUCUAGUACCUACCUGCGUAAGUGACAGUGAUAGACUUGAAUGGGAAAUAUGGCAAACGGAGCCUUUAAAAAUACUCCAGGUCUGUGUACACUGUUGAAGAAUAGUAGAAGAAAAUGUUUAAAUUUUUAAAAAAGGAAAACCUAAAAGACUGUCCAGUAAUUGCCAUAUAUUUUAACAAUUUGGAAGUUGCCUACAGCUCUGUUCAUGUUACCGUGUAUGCAUGGGGGAGGUGAGUGUGAUAAAUUUGUGUAGAAGAAAUAAAGGAAAAAGAUACAUGAAUGCCAAAAUAUCAUAUUUUCAUAUAACUAUAAUAAUGUAUAAAGAUAAUAUUUAUUGCUUUUUAAAUAUCUCAUUUAAUCCUUAAAAAUAUUAUAACAGGAACUGUUUUAUUUUCUUUUUCUGUAUUUGUUGUAACUCAAGUGGUAGCAGUGGUAGUGUGCUUGAGGUGCAAUUCUAUGCCUGAGUGCCUAAGUUCCUUCUCACUGUUGUGUUGUGUGAGCUUUAACUGAAUUUUGCCCAUUGUUAAGUGAGGCCACUCCUUCCAUUCUUUGUGGAGUUCCUUCAUUUGUCCAGAAACCUGGCAAGUUCUUAGAAACCUUUUCAGCAGUGUAACUUUUUUGUGUGACUUUUCAUCAUCUCCUUUCUGAAAUCUGUGUAUCCAUCCUGGGUCACGUCAAGAUACUUUGAAUCUGGAAUAGCUCUCGGUGUUUGUCAUGGUGGAAUAUUUACUUCCUGGUAGUCUCAGAAUUUUUCUGAGUUCUGGAGCUGAUAUUGCUGUACUUACUAAAACCUGAAUUCACUAAUUUUACAAGCCAGAAGCAACAGAGAUUAGCAUGGUCAACUGGUAUGCAUGCCUUUCUAGAGUAUUGACUUUCCAAAAUGUUUCCCAAGUUCAGUGUACCUGCUAGUGUUCAUUGUGGGGUGGACUGAUUUCUACUGUGACUGCAUGUGAAGCAAUGGCAAUCCUAAGCACUUACCUAUCAUGAAUAAUGGCAACUGGAGUAACCUGAAUUGGCAAGAAAAUUUUUCUUCAGCCUGUAUACCAGUGAAUUGUAAACUAAAAUUGAGUUAAUUUUUUGUUUUAUUAAAUUGUUUUAGUUUUUAUGGGCUAUUUGUAUGAAAAUCCUAUGAAACAAAUUCCUGCUUAUACUCUUCCCCAGAUUUCAUUGAGGGAGCAGCUUGCAUAUAAUUCUUAGAAGUGUGUCAGGUGCAACAUCAACGUCCUCUCGAGGCCCACAGUCCUUGGGCCUUUCUGGCACUCACUCCCCGGGGUCUCCUGCUGCAUCACCCACCCUGCACCUUCUAAGCCAGCACAUUCCCAGGUGAGGGAUUUUGUGCUGUUCCUUCACCAGGGCGCCUCUUUCCCCCUGUGAGUCUCAUACCACAGCCUUGGUUUCCUCUAGGAUCUGUUCAGAGGUUAUUAGUGAGUCUCCCCAGUUGACUGAGCCCCUCCUUGUUUGCCUACCACCUUUGAGCUGCGUUGUCUCCAUGCCAUCUGUUUCUGUCCGAUUUCAAAAUAGUUUAUGUUUCUUCUCUUUUAAAUUGCUAUCUCCCUGUGGAAUGUAGGACUACUGUAUGUUUACUGUCGGACAUUGCCUUACAUUAAUAGUUGCUGAAUAAGUGUUUGUCGAAUGAAUGCAGUGUGCAAUUUAAUAAAAGCCAUUCUUAUUGUGUUUAUGGAGGGAAUAUGUUCAUUCUUUCCUGUUAUGUAUCUGCACAACAGUGAAUAAAGUAAGCUAAUUCUGGGCUACGGUAAUUGUGUCAAGUGAUCCACGAGUGCCUGAUUUUAUCUAUUUUCUAACUUCCAGUCUUAGUUAAAAUUGGAGGAAAGUUAAGUGGUUAUUAAGUGUAAAUUUUCGAAACAGAUUUCCACAUUUAGCUAAAGAACUAAAAACAAGGUGUGCUCGAAGGGAAUUGAUUUAUUUUCAAAAUCGCAUCAUGGUCAUUACGAUGGACUUGCCAUGCUCAUUCAGCACUAACGUCCAUGGCAGCUAUGUAGGGCCAUCCUGAUGGUCUCGCCAGCUUACAAGUGGAAGCAGGUCUCGUUCUGAGGACUAAAGCCAAAAGGGAAGACUGCCGGGAACUUCUAGAAAAGAUGUCCUCCAGCCUAAGAAGAGCAGAGCAAGAGUUGAUCCUUUCGCUUCUGCACAUCCUCUUGUCCAGAAGAGAAGCCCAGAGGAAGCCCAGCUGGCUUGAGCAUGAACCUAGCGCUGCCACCACCAUCUUGUAACAUCAGAGGACUUUCCUUCUUGCUGACGCUAUUGUGAGUUGAUGUCUUGAUAUAUGCAGCCCAGGAAUAUGAACACUGAUGAAUCUCAGUUCCUAGUGUAAUAAUGAAUGUUUAUGUCACUGCUACUUUAUUUCUUUGCUAUGUGUACUUCAUAAUAAAUCCACUUGGGAAACCUUUUGUUGACUGAGUUGGCCUUAUGAAUUAGUUCUGUUGUUUAGUUUUUACUUUUAGCCUUAAAUCUUAUGAACCAAAAGCAGCUUGGGUGGAAAAAAAUUGGGGGAAGGGUUCGUGAGGGUGGAACACUAGCAUAAAAGCUUGCAGGGCUGAUUCUUUAAAGCACUUCUAGUGCAGAGUGUGUUCUUGUUAACUUUUAAUGAGUUUGUAGGGAUACAAGGAGGGCAAUGCAUUCUGAUCCCAGUAUCUUUGAAACUUACCGUAUUGUUUUUGUGCUGAGUUCACCUCUGGAAAUAGCUGUGAACAGGUAUUAAUGAAUUUAUAAUUCAACUGCUACUUUGGAUGGAAAACAGCUCAAUCUUUUCUCCCAUUAGAUGCCUUUGUCUUUUGCUGUAAUGUUUCUCAUAUGAUUUACAAUUUCAGUUUUAAAGACAACUCCCAAUUGAGUUAGCAAAAGCCAACUAUUAGGAGCAUUGUAUGUCCGAAUAUCAGCGUACUAGUAGUCUUCAAACCUUUUAGCAUAGAACUUUUUUUCCCAGAUGAAAACUUUCUCCAAAUGUGGUAGCAAUAGGGUUUUCAGGCAGUUGGAAUUCUUAUCAUUUGAUGGGGAACUGUUGAGGUGCUGGUGUACUGUGGAGCACUGUUUGAAAACCUACUAUGUAUGAAGCUAGUGAGGGGUAACACUGAGUUUUCAUCACCACUGAGGUACUUCUGAGAGUGAAUAAUUAUUCUAGGACAAAAACAAACAGAAACCAAGCUGGAAUUGUCCCAGGCAAAUUAGGCUCAUGACACUGAAAUGGUGAAUUCUGGGGCAGCCAAAUGAUCUCUGGGAAAUAGUUCGAGAGAAAUUAAUGUGACUCCCCUUGCUAGACUGUAUAGCCCAAAGCCACUCUGGUGCUGCUUAGGAGCCUGGGCCCUCAGGGAACUGCUGCAUCCGUGUGGACUAGCACAGUGGCCACAACAAUGGGUGUGGUCUGCUCUGAGUCACCCUCUGCAUGCCCGGUGUUGCUGGGGUCCUCAAAUGCAAGAUCAAGUGCAUGAUCCUGUAGGCUCUUAAGCUUCAGCCAGUUCGUUCAGCAGAACUUGGCAGUGAACAGUUGCAACCAUGUCCCAUUGACAGUAGAGGGGUGUUAGAAUGGAGUAUUUCAGUAGCAAAGUGCAGAGGAGUUCUCAGCCCUGUGUUUAAAUUUGAAAUGUGGUGUAAGAUGGCAUCAUCCCCACCCCCUACUGGAGAAACUGAACUACAGUUAGGACCUGUGGGUAAUUGUGUAGGCUCCUUUUGCAACUAAUUUUCUAAUUAGAUUUACACUUAGAUGUAGAAGACAACUAUAUCAUGAGUGUUUGGUAGGUUUUAUGUGGAAGCACGGUUGGAAAUCAGUAGAGGAAAUAAAAGUGAUGCAGGGUUGGGGUUGGGGGCUGUUUCCUGUCUCAGUGUCAAAAUUCUAAGAGGAACUUGGGAGGGUGUUUUUGUCAAUGAAAGGAAAGAGAAUUUUAGGGGAAAAUACAUACAAUAAAAAGAACAAAAGCAAUUGAAAUGAGAAAUUUCCAGACUGCAAUAGCAUAUGUUCGUUAAGUGCUGUACAAAGGUACCUGAAGUUGGAAAAUAACCUCUUGGGUCUGUCUUGACCUCUUUGCACUAGUCUGCCACCAUGCACAACACUCCCUGUAGUGAUAGCCCCUCAGGUCCUGAGGAACCCUGGAGGCAGUAAAUGAAAUCAGACCCUUGACCCUUGCUUGAUUUUCUAAGUAGGUGCAUUUAAUUGAGGAUAUAUUUUAAUUUGGCACGUGUAAAAUAUCAAAGAAGUUAGCAUAACAUAUUUCAGAUUGAUGUUGCCUUUACAAUCCAUUUUCAUUAAUUUAUCCUGAUGUCUUAAUUUUCUUUGGGAUUGACUUUUAAAAAGGAAUUUUUAAAAAAUCUUUUAACUGUUAUAAGAUUACUUGGAGGUGUCACCAUUAGAAGAUCAUAAUUAUUUUCAUAUGCUUUCUUCUCUAUUUGUAGUUUUUCAAGAAGAAUAAAUUGUAUGUAAAUUAAAAUAUGAAGUGCACAUGAGUACCAAAGUUAAAGUGUAUCUUGGCUGUUCUCAUUGCUGAGGUCUGAGUCUAGGGCUUAAGAGUUAGCUUGAACACACAAGGAGCUGUUUCUGGCAUGUUUAGGUUGUAUAUUUUAGAGAUUUGUGAACAUUUAAACAAUAGCUUUUCUGAUUACUUCUGAAUGAAAGGCGAAUUUAGACAAGAUUUUAGACUCAUAUGAAGUUGAAGCAUUUUCCCACUUCAAUAUUUAUGCAUUGAAAACUAUCAAUUAUGUGUGCACAGCUGGUUAAAUGCUUGAGAAUAUUAUUUUUCCUGAUGUAACAUAUCAAAAAAGUAAGUAAGCUUAAGUUAACCUUGUGAAUAAAAAAUGCAGGACUUAAAGAAAGAUCUGCUAAAGAAAGAUUUGCUUCAGAGCGGAGGAUCCCGUCAGAGGAUACGGAACUGCAAGAUGAGCUGGAUGAG